Eubalaena glacialis (North Atlantic right whale) is the source of this 1617-nucleotide messenger RNA. RefSeq names its product solute carrier family 22 member 13 (gene SLC22A13). Gene Ontology annotation, cellular component: membrane. Gene Ontology annotation, molecular function: transmembrane transporter activity. The record is from RefSeq and is a predicted model, not a curated record. NCBI's taxonomy places the organism in Eukaryota, Metazoa, Chordata, Mammalia, Artiodactyla, Balaenidae. Gene Ontology annotation, biological process: transmembrane transport.
AUGCCAGAGAGCAGCACAUAUGCUCCUUUGAGCUCAUCCUCCCAGCUUAACCUGGUCUGUGGUCGGAAGCAUCCGAAGGAGACCUCCCAGUCGGUGUACCUGGCUAGGCUUCUCAUUGGGGCGCUCACCUUCGGGCCCCUCUGUGACUGGAUUGGCCGCAAGGCCACUAUCCUGGUGUAGCUGCUACUCUUCGCCAUCCUUGGCAUGGCCGCAGCCUUUGUGCCCGGCUUUGAACUCUACACGGCCCUGCGCUUUGCUGUGGCCACGGCCGUCGUUGGAUAUAACUUCAGCAGCGUCACCCUACUUGCAGAGUGGGUGGGGCCCUGGCGGAGAACUCGGCCUGUGGUCCUGGCCCAGUGCACCUUCUCCAUGGGGCAGAUGGCCCUCGCAGGACUCACCCAUGGCGUCCAGAGCUGGAGGCUCUUCCAGAUGGCUGGCACUGCACGUCUUCCGCUCUUCCUUUACUUCUGGGCUCUGCCGGAAACUGCACGGUGGCUCCUGACCCGGGGGAGGGUAGAGGAGGCUAAACAACCGAUCCAGAGGGUGGCCUCAGUCAACAAGCGAAAACUCUCCCCCGAGCUCCUGAGCCAGAUGGUCCCAGAGAAGACCGGCCCCACGGGGAAUGCCCUGGAUCUUUUCAGACACCCCCAGCUCCGGAAGGUGACCCUGAUUCUCUUCUAUGUCUGGUUCGUGGACAGCCUGGAAUACUUCGGCCUGGGCCUCAAGGUGGGGGACUUUGGCCUGGAUAUCUACCUACAGUUAAUCUUCAGAGCGGUUGAGGUACCCGCCCGCUACUCCAGCAUCUUCGUGAUGGAGCGGUUGGGCCUCAAGUGGAGCCAGUUGGGGACUCUGGUUCUGGGUGGCGUCAUGUGUAUCACCAUCAUCUUUGUCCCGGCAGAUCUACCCGUGGUGGGCACUGUGAUGGCCCUGGUGGGGAAGGUUGCCACGGCGGCCGGAUUUACCAUCUCCUACGUGUACUCUGCUGAGCUCUUCCCCACUGUCAUCAGGUAAGGACUGCAGAUGGGCAUGGGGCUGGUGGGCAUCUUCUCGAGGAUCAGGGGCAUCCUCAAGCCACUCAUGAUCCUGCUGGGUGAGUGCCACACGGCCCUCCCUAUGCUCAUCUACGGCAGCCUCCCCAUCGGGGCUGGCUUACUCUGUGCCCUGCUGCCAGAAACACGUGGCCAGACCCUGAAGGACACCAUCGACGACCUGGAGCAGGAGUCCUGCCCACACUCUCUGAACGCAGUGCCCUCGGAAAAGGUCGAGGCCUCAGGAAGUACUUCUAGCCCAGGGGUGGCCUUUAGAGCAGCACGUACCUCUGAGUGUGUCUCCGAAGCCAGACCAGCAGCAGCAGAGAGCUGCCUAAACACUCCCCUGGGAACAGCUGGACCUAAGAGUCCAGCUAGCAAAACCAUAGCAGCACAUGAGCCCGACUGUCUGCUUUCUCUCUUCCUGCACCCCAACUGCUGGUCACGGCUAGAGAGAGUCACACUCCCGACAAGUCCGAUCUGUGAAUCCAUGGUCACCAGCGCCAACUGGGUCUUUAGCAGCACCUCGUAUUCCUACCAGCUUUUCAAGUCAGCUCGUUUUCCAACUCUCACCAGUGGCUAUUUCUAA